Molecule: messenger RNA, 996 nt
Organism: Fomitopsis serialis
Lineage: Eukaryota; Fungi; Basidiomycota; Agaricomycetes; Polyporales; Fomitopsidaceae
Exons: 3
Coding region: 1-996 (331 amino acids)
Source: RefSeq, a predicted model, not a curated record
AUGUCUACCGCAUCCCGCAUCGACGACCGGCUCGUCAACAUCAUCGCUCAGACCGGACUACCUACUUUUGAAGACGCUUGCAUGCAUUCCCGAUCUUGCAAGAUAUGUCGGGUGAUCGACCAUGUCACGGUUGUCUGCCUCGAGAGGGAGCGCUUUGGGUGGUUAUUUGACUACUGUCCGAUGUUCGACUUGACUGGGUGCCGCAUGAAGCCCAGCAAAAUCCAGGCGAGCGAGGAAGACCUAGGCUCAAUGAUGGAAUACGCGUACAAGUUGGGUAGCCCUCCCAGGUUUGGCGGGUGGGUUCUUAUGGGCGCGAUCUACGACUUCUACGGCGUCAUGUGUCCGCGGCCUCUGAUAGAUAUGUGGCCGGAGAGUACCGCAUCGGCGCAAGGGAGGACGGCGCUGGUUGAGGCAAUGGUUUACGUUCAGAACGGCUAUACGCCUGUCUCUGUUCCGCUCAUCGGCGAGGUCAACGCGACGGGCUCGGAGAUCGUGAUACCGGGACCGUCUGAGCAACCGAUGCUCGCUCAAAUGUUCCCGAAGCUGAACGCAUUCAAGCCACGGGAGUUCCCAACGUACGCUGAGAUGCUCGAGCCACGAGUAACGACCUUCGACCGUUACAACGCGUCGACGCAGACGUUUGAGCCGUCGCGUCUGCACCAGACGUUUCCGAUCCGCCUCCCCCUCCCCCUGGACAACAUCCUCGUCCUCAAAGAUUCGACGGUGCGGCUUACGCUGUAUUCCCAGAACUACGCCACGGGGGAACAGCCCGUUCAUCCGAUGUGCUCGAUGAAGUAUAACUUCAUCGAGCUGAAUUGGAUCUGGCCUGUAGGCCUGGGGAAGCGUCGCGAGAUCAUGGAGGCUAAAUGGGCCGUGGUGACGAGAGAGGCUCCGAUGGGCAUAGGGGCAGAGCGGGCGCGAGUGGGGGAAGUGGGCUGUGUUGUGAGGACGGCGGCGGAAGGGAGGGAGGGCCGCUUCAGCAUAGAUAGAGCGUAG